Molecule: messenger RNA, 486 nt
Organism: Parnassius apollo (apollo)
Lineage: Eukaryota; Metazoa; Arthropoda; Insecta; Lepidoptera; Papilionidae
Source: the annotation of a GenBank genome assembly
AUGACUACUCAAAGAAACACAAAAAAGUAUGAGGAAUUAUUGGAAAGUGACGAUGAAUUUCCAGAUGCUUUUAUUGAACCUCCUGACAUUCCUGCUUAUUUGAAUGAUAACAGAUUUGACAUUAUUAAAUUUGAUUGGAUAUAUAACAAAAACAUCGGUGAUAAAAAUUUAAAUGUGCCUGAUAUGGUACCAAAUAAUAAUACAAAAAAUGUGUUCCUUCAUAAUAAAUGUAAUGUAGGUUUAAAAAAAGGACUGCUAAAUAAACUUGAUGUAUACUGCUUAAAAAGUUUGGAAAAUAAAAUUGCAGACAACACAUUACUUUGGUUUGUUAACUUUUUGAUGUGUAAAGACAUGCAGUCACAAUAUAAAUUUCUUAGGAGUUGUCUUGUUAAUGAAGAUGUGUAUACAUUUAAUCAAUGCAAAAAAGAAAAGGAUAAUAAUAUAGAUUUAAAUAAAAAAUGCAAUUACAGAAUUAAUGUAAAGUGA